CCUUUUAUGGCCACGAAAAAAAAAACAAAUUACGCGCUAUUUUCGUGUCAGAGAUACUUCAUGAAACUCGCAAAAACUUUCAGGAGAGACGUUAUAGUAUAUAAAUCGAGGAUUAAAUGGUUAAAUCACAACUAUGAUAUAAAUACACUAUUCAAACCCUAAACGUAAAUGUAUCUUAUAAAACGAAAAAUACAAGACGACAUCCAAAGAUGUUCAAAGAAGAUGACCAUCUUUUUUCGCUUCGUACUUCACAUUUUCUCUUCGCAGUUCAAACAAAACCAAGUUCAUAGUAUGUGAAUUUACAAUAAAUCAUAAAGCUUGCUUCCAAUUAAGAAGAUACAAAAAGAAAAACAAAAGACACGAGAAGAAUUGUUCCCUGAAUCUAUCCGAAAUCGAACGAACGAAAGUUGAGCUAUUCGUGAUGAGUACAUGGAGCAUGAAAUUCGUUUGGAUGUGAAUCGCGACGGAGAAAUCGAACGGUUCUGAUAGAAGCUAUGUAAACGAGACAAGAUCCCGGGAACAAUCUCAAACAUGAAAAAUCGUAUGUCGAACGCGUCGCAAGAAUUCGUCGAGUUCUUCUCGCGCGUUGCCUGCUGGAUAUGGGAGACCAUCGAAAAGUUAUUCGACAUCAUUCUCGAUUUCUUGGCGAGGAUAAUCGAGCUGAUACUAGCGGUGAUGAACCUGAUUUUUCAGGUGAUCUGUUUCCUAAGGGAUCUCUGUAUCGAGGCCAUGCAAACAUUCGCCAACGUCUUUCGAGGGAUCGUUAACGUCGUUAGCAAUAUCAGCUGCGAAGAGGUCGAGGAUUUCGUCUCUGCUUGCAUCGUUGUUCUGCUUUGGAUCGUCGCAUUUAAACUCGUGCGGAAUUUGUUGCAAAACUCUCGAAUAGCUGCGUUUCUUAAACCACGACACACGAGUUUGAACAUAAACGACAAUAAUAAAGUAGAGAGGCUCGAGCCAGGAGUUUGUCCGGCGCAGAGGAGAACAGGGAAAAGGAUAAACCGACGUAACGGCAAGCGACCUCGAACUGAUCCUAAACAGGAAUUCAAUGAUUAG
Messenger RNA from Bombus pyrosoma, 1053 nucleotides. RefSeq lists its product as uncharacterized. The record is from RefSeq and is a predicted model, not a curated record. The coding region runs from base 532 to 1053 and encodes 173 amino acids. NCBI's taxonomy places the organism in Eukaryota, Metazoa, Arthropoda, Insecta, Hymenoptera, Apidae. The transcript is spliced from 2 exons.